Molecule: messenger RNA, 1014 nt
Organism: Maniola jurtina (meadow brown)
Lineage: Eukaryota; Metazoa; Arthropoda; Insecta; Lepidoptera; Nymphalidae
Product: facilitated trehalose transporter Tret1-like
Exons: 4
Coding region: 1-1014 (337 amino acids)
Biological process (GO): transmembrane transport
Cellular component (GO): membrane
Molecular function (GO): transmembrane transporter activity
Source: RefSeq, a predicted model, not a curated record
AUGAAUAUUCCGUUACUACGCCAAAUUUUCGUCGUGAGUUCCUCAAUAUUGGCAGCCAUAUCCACAGGAGGUACGAUGGGUUUGCCCAGCAUUUUGGUACAACAGCUAAAAAGAAACGACAGUCUGAUACAACUUGACCUGGAUACUGAAACAUGGAUUGCUUCUAUUCACGGCUUUGCCGGUAUUCCGAGUAUUAUCAUUGCAUAUCUAGCGCAGCGUUGGGGCAGGCAUCUGGGCUUCCGGCUCGGCUGCCUGUCCGUGUUGGUCGGCUGGAUCAUGCUAUGCUUCGCAAAGAACGCCCUUACCAUGAUCAUCGCCGAAAUUUUCCAAGGCGCAGGCAAUAAGAGCUUGCUCUUAUUGUGCAUGAUGAUCAUCAGUGAAAUGGUCGAACCGAGAAUCAGAAAUCAGUGCAUGGUACUGUACGGUGUCACACAAACAAUUUUUGUACUCGUCGUUCACGCAGCGGGAAAUUUCAUUCACUGGAAAACAAUAAGCCUAAUUAUGUGCUUCCCGCUCGCAUUGAGCAUUAUUUUUAGUUUUAUUUGGCCCGAGUCGCCGGCCUGGCUGGCUUACAGGGGUAGGUUUGAGGAGAGUAAAAAAUCCUUCAUAUGGCUACGGGGCAAGAAUAAAGAGUCGCUUGAAGAGAUGAAUGCUCUCUUUAAUGCUCAAAGGGAGUUUUUGCGUGCCGAAAUGACCGCCAAAAGCGCAAAGCGCAGUACACCGCUAAUGAGGAUCGUAUGGAAAAAAAUAACCAGUCGAGAUUUUUACUUGCCAAUCUUUCACAUGUUUGUACUAAUUAGCUGUUACUAUUGGAGCGGAAACUUAACGAUAGUUGUAUAUACGGUCAAUAUCGUUGGUAAAGUUAUAGAAAAUAGUGAGUCUGCGUUUAUUGCCAUGAUUGUUACAGACAUGGCUUUUAUAAUAGAUUACCAGGUGCGGCUGUGUGCACAGAACUGUCGCCUGCCUCAAUGGAGUGAUGUGUGUUCCAUUCGAGCUAGAUUGCUGCAGGUUUAG